GACGUGUCCGGCGCGACGCUCAUGGCCGCGGGCGGGUCCGCGCCGGAGCUCGCGACGUCGUUCAUCGGCACGUUCCAGGGGUCGACGGUCGGUUUGGGGACCAUCGUCGGGUCCGCGGUCUUCAACGUGCUCUUCGUCAUCGGCAUGUGCGCCAUCUGCACGCCCAAGGAGUACGCGCCCCUGAAGCUGACGUGGUGGCCCCUCGCGCGCGACUGCUCGUACUACAUCGUCACGCUCGGGACGCUC
Messenger RNA from Aureococcus anophagefferens, 246 nucleotides. RefSeq lists its product as hypothetical. Gene Ontology annotation, molecular function: calcium channel activity; calcium, potassium:sodium antiporter activity. Lineage: Eukaryota; Pelagophyceae; Pelagomonadales; Pelagomonadaceae. The transcript has a single exon. The record is from RefSeq and is a predicted model, not a curated record. The annotation marks the transcript as partial. Gene Ontology annotation, biological process: intracellular calcium ion homeostasis; calcium ion transmembrane transport. Gene Ontology annotation, cellular component: membrane.